Molecule: messenger RNA, 354 nt
Organism: Coffea arabica (coffee)
Lineage: Eukaryota; Viridiplantae; Streptophyta; Magnoliopsida; Gentianales; Rubiaceae
Molecular function (GO): RNA-DNA hybrid ribonuclease activity; nucleic acid binding
Source: RefSeq, a predicted model, not a curated record
AUGGGAAGGACUGGCAUAGGUGCUGUGGCUAGAAACGCAGAAGGAAAACUGAUGAAAGCAUGGGCAAGAGCUGAACAAAAAACAAGCGAGCCACAGGUGGAGGAAGCAGCAGCAAUUCAAAUGGGAAUGCAAAUGGCCCAAGAAGCUAACUGGAAGGCAGUAGAGUUCCAAUCUGACUGCAAGGCGGUGGUGGACAUGAUCAACAAGGAAAAUGAGCAGGACACCAGAGUAGAUACCAUCCUUGAGGACAUUGCAAAUAUGAGAUGUUUGUUUGAAAAAUGUACUUUCUCUUUCGUCCAUAGAGCUGGAAACAGUUGUGCACAUAGCUUAGCAAUUUGCGGUAAAGCUAACUAA